Strongylocentrotus purpuratus (purple sea urchin) is the source of this 1796-nucleotide messenger RNA. RefSeq names its product dopamine receptor 2-like. Lineage: Eukaryota; Metazoa; Echinodermata; Echinoidea; Camarodonta; Strongylocentrotidae. Gene Ontology annotation, biological process: G protein-coupled receptor signaling pathway. Gene Ontology annotation, molecular function: G protein-coupled receptor activity. The transcript has a single exon. Gene Ontology annotation, cellular component: membrane. The record is from RefSeq and is a predicted model, not a curated record. The coding region runs from base 487 to 1593 and encodes 368 amino acids.
UGGUGCAACUUGAAUUUGGUAACUCAUUAACAGCUUUGAGAAGGACCGCCCGAUCAUAUCUCUUCAAAAUGUUGGCCGCUUGAUGGAAUUGAAAUUAUGAGACAAGACCUUCACAUCUUGAUAUGUUGGAUAUGCCAAGUAUUAUCAAUAACCUCAAGCAUCUAUCUAGGACAUUGGUGUUUCAUCGUAUAUGCUCUUUUUGCCUUGGAUUUUAAUGUGAUUAACAUUGUUCGCCUCAGAGUGUAGCCUACAUGUAUCUAGAAAUAAGGAUUUGAGGAUUCAAUUUACAUGUGAUGGAUUUAUAAGCGGCUUUUAUUCAACAUUAAUUUUAGUCAAUUUUCUUGUUUAAUACGAAGUUUUCUGGAAUAGACUGUGAGGGAUUGCAUGGAAUUUUGUUUAAAUGGUACGCGUUUAUAACUCUUCAUUAAAUCCUCUCAGCCUGUGGAUGAAUGCGUUAACUCUGGGUAUCAACAACGUUUCAGUUACAUGACUUCAGCAGUCCCCAACAUGGCUUCUGAAGUUUUGGUCAGCUCUACAACAAGGCCAGAGCCCAGAUGUGUCGGUUACCUGUGCCUAACCGAAAGCCAAAUCAUAGGCUUCUUUGUCUUUGAUAUUGUAAUAGCUGUGGUCAUACUGAUUGGCAAUACACUGGUCAUACUCAGUGUCGCCAGGACGCCCUCACUUCGCUCUCAGAACAACAUCUUUCUAGCCAGUCUAGCCGUCGUCGAUUUCCUGCUCGCUACCAUCUGCAUACCUCUCGACAUCGUCGUCGGAUUGGGGUUCAAGCCCGACGUCUCGCCGUGGGCCUGCUUAACCUUGAGCGCCGUCAUCGGCACCAUGGUGUUUCUCACCAUCUUGCACAUCACCGUGGUCGCCUUUGAUCGAUUUCUCGCCAUCACAUCGCCGUUCACGUACCAGCAGACGAUGACGAACGGUCGGGUAGCAUGUUUUAUCGCUGGCAUUUGGUUGAUAACCUUGGUGCUUAGCUCCACCGCUUUCGCGUGGAAUAACGUUCAUGAAUUCUACUACACCGCCUGCGAUCUCCUCUACAUCCAGGGCAAGGGAUAUCGUAUCAUGAUCGUCGUGCUCAUCAUGUUUGUACCGCUUACGCUGAUGUCCUAUUGGUACUUUCGCAUCUACCGCGUCGCCCGUAGUCAUCGACGUCGGAUAGCCGCGCUCGAGCGCGUUCUUGAAACAAAAGCAUUCGCUCGGGCCAAAUACGCUACAACGCUCAAAAAAGACUUGAAAGCCGCCGUCACGCUUAUGCUCGUAUUCGGCCUCUUCAUCAUCGGAUGGCUGCCGGCAUCGUUUAUGACCAUUAUUGACGUCAUCGUCCCCGACGUCCGUCUAGACGAGAUAUACAUCUACGAGCUCAUCUGUUUCAAAAUCGCCUUCUCGAAUAGUGCAAUUAACCCGAUGAUUUAUGCGGCGAGGAGCAUGGAUUUUCGGCGGGCAUUUGCUCGACAGCUAGGCCUGGUUUUCAGGUGUGCAUGUUGGACCAAACUGACUUCAAAAAGGCCCGAUUCCAGAGUAACUGACAUCAAUCGAGAAGUUUCUGCUACCACACUUUCGUCGACGAUUAGACUGAAUUAAAGCAAAACACAAAGCAACAUAGUCAUAAUGAUUUCCUUUUAAAUGUAUGUGCAGAUUCAUUAUUUCGACUGAAGUAUGCGACGUCUUUCUUUCAUUUGUGAUGUGAACAGUGGUUAAAAGGCAAGAGUCAAGCGCAUUGUGCACCGUUAUGCCUGAUUUCAAUAUAUGCAAACAUUGAUUCAUUAAACAUCUUUUUCAAAAAA